AUGGCGAGCUUACCACUUGUGCGGGAGCUAUCAAGCGAGGAAGCUAGCCCUGGCCCAUUUGAUGAAGUAGAAUCUGCUGGAAAAGGCACCCUGGAAUUGGAAAAAUUAACCUUGAGAGAUCCAGUUGGUGACGACCACGAUGACCACAAUCAAGUUGAGCCCACCAACUUGUCAUUCCACGAGGGUAAAUCGCUCUUUGACAUAGAUAGCAAAAGGUCUGCACUUGAUCACCUCAAACAGCAACCGGCAUCUCCUAGUAGAAGAAGACUGUCGGUCAUCGCUCAGGUAGCCGUUCCGGAGCCUCCUUCUCUGAAAUUUGCGCAAAAUAACGACCGCCAUGCCUCUGCCCAAUACAAAAUGGGGAUGGUUCUCAACGAGGAUGAGCAAUUUUCAGAUGUGCCACCUGAUGAACUGAUUGACUUGUACUCUAAAGUUCAAGAUUGCCGCAAGCUUAGAAGCAAAUACCAAAAACUUUCAUUGCAGGAGAAUCCUGAUCAGAAUCCGAAAAAUCAAAAUAGUUGGGUCAUUUACCCAGGUCCACCCAAACCUACCUACAAUGCCGAAACUAAGACAGUCAAGAAGGUGCACAAUCGACCAGAUACCGAAGUUUUUGACUUUUCACAGAUAGAUAUUCCUGGUGAAGAUCCAGACUGGAAUUUUCAGAUGAACGCAGAUGACGCUUAUGUUGUUGUUGCCACCGAUGAUUCAACAAAGUGUUUCUCCGAGGUUCCAUCGUUGAAGCAAUACUAUAAAGAUUUAGAUGCGUUGGUGGCAAUAUCGUCGGAUGGUCCUGCGAAGUCUUUUGCUUUCAGAAGACUUCAGUACCUCGAAGCACGCUGGAAUUUGUACUCUUUGCUGAACGAAUAUCAAGAAACGUCAGUCUCUAAAAAAAAUCCCCACAGGGAUUUCUACAACGUGCGUAAGGUUGACACCCAUGUCCACCAUUCUGCUUGCAUGAACCAAAAGCAUUUGUUACGCUUCAUAAAGCACAAGUUGAGACAUUCCGCUGAACAAAAGGUCAUCUAUAGAGAUAACAAAGUCCUAACACUCGAGGAAGUAUUCGACUCUCUAAAUCUCUCUGGCUACGAUUUAUCUAUCGAUACCCUAGACAUGCACGCCCAUAAGGACACUUUCCACAGAUUUGAUAAGUUUAAUUUGAAGUAUAAUCCUAUUGGCGAAUCUCGUCUUAGAGAAAUUUUCUUGAAGACUGACAACUACAUCAGGGGUACUUAUCUUGCCGACAUCACUAAGCAAGUCAUUUCCGAUUUGGAGAAUUCAAAGUAUCAAAUGUGCGAGUAUAGAAUAUCCAUUUACGGCAGAUCUAUUGACGAGUGGGACAAGUUGGCCGCAUGGGUUGUCGAUAACAAGGUCAUUUCACAUAACGUUAGAUGGCUAGUGCAAGUACCCCGUCUCUACGAUAUUUACAAGAAAACCGGGCUUGUCACGAGUUUCAAUGAUAUUACGAGAAAUUUAUUCCAACCUUUGUUUGAGGUUACCAAGAAUCCCCAAUCACACCCAAAGCUGCACGUUUUUCUCCAGAGGGUCAUUGGAUUUGACUCAGUUGACGAUGAGUCUAAAGUGGACCGUCGCUUCCACCAGAAGUAUCCCAAACCCUCUUUAUGGGAGGUUUCCCAAAACCCACCGUAUUCGUACUACCUAUACUACCUGUACUCGAGUAUGACAUCGUUAAAUCAGUGGAGGGCCAAGCGUGGCUUUAAUACUUUCGUUCUUAGACCCCAUUGUGGUGAAGCGGGUGAUCCAGAGCAUCUGAUUUCUGCCUAUCUUCUCGCCCAAGGCAUCUCCCACGGUAUAUUGCUCAGGAAAGUACCCUUUGUACAGUACUUGUAUUACUUGGAUCAGAUAGGAAUAGCAAUGUCCCCAUUGUCCAACAAUGCCCUCUUUUUGACUUAUGACAAAAAUCCGCUUCCUUACUAUUUUAAGCGGGGGUUGAAUGUUUCUCUUUCGACUGAUGAUCCACUUCAAUUCUCUUAUACCAGAGAACCAUUGAUUGAAGAAUAUUCAGUAGCUGCUCAAAUUUACAAGUUGUCGAACGUUGAUAUGUGCGAAUUGGCCAGGAAUUCAGUUUUACAAAGUGGCUGGGAGUCGCAGAUUAAGAAACAUUGGAUUGGCAAGGAUUUUGCAUUAGAAGGCAUUCGUGGUAAUGAUGUUGAAAAAACCAAUGUUCCAGAUAUCAGAGUUAAUUAUCGUCAGGAAACAUUGAGCACCGAGAUUGAACUGGUUGAUCAUUACGCUCAAUUCAGAAACCAGGAUGCGCGCGCCGACGACUAG
Messenger RNA from Lachancea dasiensis, 2289 nucleotides. NCBI's taxonomy places the organism in Eukaryota, Fungi, Ascomycota, Saccharomycetes, Saccharomycetales, Saccharomycetaceae. The record is from the annotation of a GenBank genome assembly.